Messenger RNA from Porites lobata, 5019 nucleotides. The record is from the annotation of a GenBank genome assembly. NCBI's taxonomy places the organism in Eukaryota, Metazoa, Cnidaria, Anthozoa, Scleractinia, Poritidae.
AUGGACAACAUCUCGGAGUUUCUACAGACCAUUCGUAUUGGUGCAGUCGUUGCAACUUUUCUUUUCAACACUGGACGUAUUAUAAAAGCGGUGGACAUCUUUAACGAAUGCUUGGUGCUCCUUAACGGGAAAGCCCUAGAGACAAUCAAAGAACUUACGACACCAGUUGUUAUCUAUGUAUAUGAUAAACUUCUUGAUGGCUAUACUCUUAUGCACGAUCACACCCGUGCAAUAGAAUGUGGUAAAAAGCUUCACGUGACACUACACAAUAGUGGUCGAAAAGAAGAAGGAGGGAUAAUAUUACUUAAACUAGCAAAAAUCUGCUAUAAAAGAAGCAAAUACGAGGAAACAAAACAGGUUUACGAGAAGGCACUCAGCAUCAUGAUUGAGACAGGAAACAAUCGCGGAAUUGGAAUAUGUUACGGAAAUCUGGGAGCUGUGUUUAAAUCAGUUAGUCAAUAUACCAAGGCUGAAGAAUACCUUCAAAAAGCACUAGUGAUCAGGAAACAAAUCGGUCACAAAAAAGGAGGAGCAGAAGAUUACGGAAAUCUAGGAACUGUGUUUCUUUCAGUUGGUCAAUAUACCAAGGCUGAAGAAUACCUUCAAAAAGCACUAGUCAUCAGCAAAGAAAACGGUGACAAAAAAGGAGAAGCAUCUGCUUACGGAAAUCUAGGAGCUGUGUUUCAAUCCAUUGGUCAAUAUACCAAGGCUAAAGAAUACCUUCAAAAAGCACUAGUGAUCAGAAAAGAAAACGGUGACAAAAAAGGUGAAGCAACUACUUACGGAAAUCUAGGAACUGUGUAUCAGUCUGUUUGUCAAUAUACUAAGGCUGAAGAAUACCUUCAAAAAGCACUAGUAAUCAGGAAACAAAUAGGUGACAAAAAAGGAGAAGCAACAGAUUACGUAAAUCUAGGAACUGUGUUUCUUUCAGUUGGUCAAUAUACCAAGGCUGAAGAAUACCUUCAAAAAGCACUAGUCAUCACGAAAGUCAUCGGUGACAAAAAUGGAGAAGCGGCUGUUUACGGAAAUCUAGGAGCUAUGUUUAAAUCUGUUGGUCAAUAUACCAAGGCUGAAGAAUACAUUCAAAAAGCACUAUUGAUCAGGAAACAAGUGGGAAACAAAAAAGGAGAAGCAGAAGAUUACGGAAAUCUAGGAAAUGUGUUUCUUUCAGUUGGUCAAUAUACCAAGGCUGAAGAAUACCUUCAAAAAGCACUAGUGAUCAGGAAAGAAAUCGGUGACAAAAGAGGAGAAGCAACAGAUUACGGAAACCUAGGGACUGUGUUUCUUUCAGUUGGUCAAUAUACCAAGGCUGAAGAAUACCUUCAAAAAGCACUAGUGAUCAGGAAAGAAAUCGGUGACAAAAGAGGAGAAGCAACAGAUUACGGAAACCUAGGAACUGUGUUUCUUUCAGUUGGUCAAUAUACCAAGGCUGAAGAAUACGUUCAAAAUGCACUAGUCAUUAGGAAACAAAUCGGUGACAAAGAAGGAGAAGGAUCUGCUUACGGAAAUCUAGGGACCGUGAUGCAAUCUGUUGGUCAAUAUACAAAGGCUCAAGAAUACCUUCAAAAGGCACUAGUGAUCAGCAAAGAAAUCGGUAACAAAGAAGGAGAAGCAUCUGCUUACGGAAAUCUAGGGACCGUGUUUCAAUCUGUUGGUCAAUAUACCAAGGCUGAAGAAUACCUUCAAAAAGCACUAGUCAUCACGAAAGUCAUCGGUGACAAAAAUGGAGAAGCGACUGUUUACGGAAAUCUGGGAGCUGUGUUUAAAUAUGUUGGUCAAUAUACCAAGGCUGAAGAAUACCUUCAGGAAGCACUAGUUAUCAGGAAAGAAAUCGGUGACAAAGCAGGAGAAGCAACAGAUUACGGAAAUCUAGGAGCUGUGUUUCUUUCAGUUGGUCAAUAUACCAAGGCUGAAGAAUACCUUAAAAAAGCACGAGUUAUCAGGAAACGAAUCGGUGACAAAGCAGGAGAAGCAACAGAUUACGGAAAUCUAGGAACUGUGUUUCUUUCAGUUGGUCAAUAUACCAAGGCUGAAGAAUACCUUCAAAAAGCACUAGUGAUCAAGAAAGAAAUCGGUGACAAAAAGGGAGAAGGAUCUGCUUACGGAAAUCUAGGAACUCUGUUUAAAUCUGUUGGCCAAUAUACCAAGGCUCAAGAAUACCUUCAAAAGGCACUGGCAAUCGAAGAAGAAACCGGAGACAAAAGAGGUGUUGGAGCUUUAUACUUACAUCUGGGAAAACUUUGUCGAGAAUUUCAGCUCAAUGCUAAGAGUCAAGAAUUUGCCAAUAAAGCACUUGAGAUAAGUUACGAAAUAGGAGACAUUGAAAUGCAGUUUAACAGCCACCUUACCAUUGCUUGGAACGCUUUAGUGACAGGAGGAAACAUAACUGAACUUCUGCGAAAUCUGUAUGAAAGCAUUCAGAAGUGCGAAGAAAUGCAUGAUUUUUUCAGAGUGAAAGAUCAAUCAAAAAUUUCGUUUUUUGAUGAGCAUGUGUCCCCUUACCUUCUUCUUAGUAGCUUGCUGAUUGCUACAGGCAGUUUCUAUGAAGCUCUUUACGUUGCCGAGCUUGGACGCUCCAAAGCACUGACAGACGUACUGUCAGAUAAGUACUCUGUGGAUAAAGGGGUAUCAGUCAACCCACAGUCAUGGAUUGGUAUUGAGAACAUCAUGAACAAAAAUACACUGAGUUCUUGUCUUUAUGUUUCCUGCUUCGGUGAUGAUAUGUACUUUUGGAUCCUCAAGCCAAACAAAAUGUUCUUUUUUCGGCAAACAAGACUCAAAGAAAGUGCAGAUAAAGUGUUUGGAAAUCAGACAUUUGGUGGCUCUCUUGAUUUACGUCAAGACCAAUGCGAAGAUCGAUCAUUAUUUUCAUGUGUAAACUCCCCGCCAUCAUGCAAACCAUCUCAGGGUGACAGCUUCGAAUCGUUGCGUCUUAUAGAAGAAGAGGAAGACGAAAUUCGCGACUCUAAACUUUUAACCCUCACUGAUGGUUACAACAUGAUAGUCGCUCCUGUAGCUGACUUACUCCAAGAAUCAGAAAUCAUUAUUAUACCGCAUAACUUGUUGUAUCCAAUUCCUUUUGCUGCUUUAAUAGAUGAUAAUGGAAAGUAUUUAUCGAAUACUUUCAGGAUUCGUAUUGUCCCUUCCUUGACGACUCUUAAGCUGAUUCAACUCAGUCCAGCAGACUACCAUAGUAAAACCGGUGCACUGAUCGUAGGAGAGCCAGACGUUAGUGAUGUAUACUACCAAGGAAAACUCCUACAGUUGAAGUCAUUGCCUUGGGCCAGAAAGGAAGCAGAGAUGAUUGGGCGACUCCUUGGUAUUCAACCGUUGCUUGGAAGGAAUGCGACUAAGCAGGCAGUCCUAGAAAGCAUGCAUUCAGUAAGUCUUGUUCACUUCGCUGCUCAUGGUUAUGCUGAACGUGGAGAAAUAGCUCUUUCCCCUGUAAGCUCCUGCGGAACUCCACACGAAGAAGACUACUUAUUGACGAUGGCUGAAAUUUCACAAGUUCGACUAACAGCCAAGCUGGUUGUCCUUAGCUGCUGUCAUAGUGCACGUGGUCAGGCAAGGGGUGAGGGAAUUGUUGGAAUCGCUCGAGCAUUUCUAGCAUCGGGUGCACGCGCCGUGUUGGCGGCACUGUGGGCUGUAGAGGACGAAGCUACUAUGUGGUUUAUGAAUCGUUUUUACCAGCACCUUGUUCAUGGUGAAAGUGCCAGUGAAUCUCUUUACCAGGCCAUGAAAUCGAUGAGAGAGAAUCGCUUUUCUGACGUCGAGCAGUGGGCACCCUUCAUGCUGAUUGGAGAUGAUGUAACAUUCAAAGGUUUGUAUUUGAUAUUUAUAAUUUUUAGGUUUUUCUAGCUGUUUUUAGUCAAAAUAUGUGAAAUGAAUGUUCGUGACAACAAAUUACUUCCAAAAAAUAUUAUUAAGCGAGUUAUACUGAGUUUUGUUUAUUGUUUUUUCCAACCCUGUUCAUGAAAAUGAGGCAAAUGGAGAGAAGGCCGAAUUUUAUUUUCCGAUUUUCAUUGAAUAUUUCGUAAAGCAUGCAUGCUCGGAUCCAAAACAAAAAUGUAGAAAACGAUAGUUGAGAUUACAAGGAGCAUACGAAAACAAUUUAACUCAUAGAGAAGAGAAGUAAGUGGCUGUCAAACAAACUUUUUCUUAAGGUUGUACCUGAUGAAAGAAAAAACGUCGACUAUUCCAAUACGAAUUUACUGAACUUUUAGCAUAUAAACUCUUUUUUUUUAUAAGAAUGUUGUUUUUCCGGCCCAGGCUGACAUUUCCGUUUUAGAAUUGUGCACGUACUCCAUCGCUUUUCGGUCAAGAUGUCACGUCAAACGACACUUGACCGUUUUGGCUUUAAAAAAAGCAUUUCGCACAGAAAUAGCGUGAUGGAAACGAAAGUACCCGAUUUUGUUUCAACUAUGUCAAGGAGAAUUAAGUGUAAUCACUGCAGUAAACUCUUUGUUAACCAGCAAGGGUUGUCUCUACAUAGCCUCUGUACAGACGUCCCCCCUCCCUCAGCAAAAAUCGGGAGAAGUCUCUUCUCCCGAUUUUUUCUGAGGAAGGGGGGACGUCUGUACACAGGCUAUCUGUACAUGAUAAAUUGUGUGCAUGGUGUUAGCGGAAUGACAAAGGCAGCCAAAAUUAUAUCUAUCCUUUUCAAAAUCUCAGCCUCGACUUUAUUCUUAAAAUAUUCUUAAAAUUUCGUAAAUUUCAGCCUCAAUAUUCUUAUAAAAUAUAUUCUUAUAAAAAAAAAAAAAGAGUGUAAAUAAUUUCCUCAAAGUGUAAAGGUUUGCUAUUUGUUUGACUUUGAAAAAAUCUGUGUUAAAAAUAUUAUAGGUAAAACAUUUAGUGCAACGAGUAACAGAAGCAUGUUGAUCGAUGUCUAAAAUAAAUCCUGCAAAGAAUGAGAAUACAUUCGAAAGGGAACCGUGAUGAUUAGUUUUUCUAUUCGCAGGUGCAUUUGAUAAGAGCAGUUUGAAAGAUGGCGAAGGUGCAACGGAAACAAAGAACUUGUAA